Molecule: messenger RNA, 2392 nt
Organism: Scheffersomyces stipitis CBS 6054
Lineage: Eukaryota; Fungi; Ascomycota; Pichiomycetes; Serinales; Debaryomycetaceae
Gene: STP2
Product: Stp2p
Exons: 1
Coding region: 207-2201 (664 amino acids)
Biological process (GO): regulation of transcription by RNA polymerase II
Cellular component (GO): nucleus
Molecular function (GO): DNA-binding transcription factor activity, RNA polymerase II-specific; RNA polymerase II cis-regulatory region sequence-specific DNA binding
Source: RefSeq, a predicted model, not a curated record
CAUAUAGAUAGCUAAUUUUUUCCAGCUAGGAUAUCUACUUAUAUCGCUGAAGUCUACUAGAAAAGCCUAUAAGUUUCAACAACUUCCACUUCACCAAACAGCUCUACUGCUGACACCUCCUUGUAUCUCUGCUGGGUCUUUUUCUGCUCCCUUCGCUACCGUUUCCAGACCCAUAUUUGCAUCGCUGGAUUCCCCAAAUUCAGGAGAUGCAACAAGCACAACAACGGGCCUCUUCUGUGGUGAGAAUGAAGCUGCCCUCUGCUUCCACGACCGGGAUCUCCAGCUUCCCCUCUUCUCUCCAGAACAGCCAUGCUAAGACUACUUCCUCGAGUAAAGGCUCCAGCUCUUUUUUCCACUUCACGUUGGUAGCCAUCUUGUACAAGUUGGCUCAGCUUGGAAUCGCCUUCAUUCUCCACUUACUCGUACCUUCUUCCAGCAACUUGGUGUUGCCCAGUGAACCUGAAUCUUCAGGUGGCAAGUCGGAGAAACGUUUGUUUCCAUCUAUUAGUAAUCCUAUUAUCCAACACGAACAAGUCAAAGAUGAAACCGAUGAUGCCGACGCAGUCAUCGAAAGGCCCUCUACCCCUGUUACCAAUGUAGCCCAGCCCUGUUCGACUGGUCUUACCACCCGUUUGCUUCCUUUUAAGAACGCCAAGGGUGAAAUUGAGUGGGCUUUCACAGACGACGUGACUCCCGGAAACGAGUUGGACGUAUUCAAGAUGAGCCGUUUUGACGAAAAGAACGCCCCAAAACCUAAAAACAACAACGAAAAUGAGAACGAAGAUGACAACUUGUCGCCUACGAUUUCCAACUCAUCAAACAACGAAUCCAUCCUCUCUAACAACAGUAAAAAGCUCAAGACUAAGAAGGAGGACGAAGACAACGAACACACAGGAACUCCUUUGACCAACCACUCUUCCCCUUUCUCGCCUGAAGACGACGAUGAUGCCAAAGAAAAAGAGGACUUGUCUUCUUCAUCUUCUGAUAACUUGGCUGAUUCCAACGAAGGUGAACAUGACGAUGUAGAUGAUGAAGACAAAGUACACCAGUGCCCUCAUUGCGAUGCCACCUUUAAGAUCAGAGGAUACUUGACCAGACACUUGAAGAAGCACGCAACAAAGAAGGCUUAUAGUUGUCCUUUCCACAAGUUUAGCAUCUACAUCGACGAGAAUAAUAUCACUCACAAGUGCCAUCCAAACGGUGGCUUUUCUCGGAGAGACACAUACAAGACUCAUUUGAAGUCCAGGCAUUUCAAAUACCCAAAAGGCACCAAAACUAAAGACAGAGCCAAUUCUCCUGGUACUUGUUCAAUGUGUGGCUGCUACUUCCCAAAUGCUGAGAUCUGGUGUGAAUUACAUGUGGAAGGUGGAGAGUGUAAGUUCUUGCCAGAAGGGUUUAAAGGUAAGUCUAGAAUCAAGAACAGAUUGAAGAAACAGUUGUCGAAGCUCAGAAAGUCCGAUGCCGAAGCCAACGAAUUGACAUCGUCUAUAAUCAACUCACAUUACUUGAACGGCACUUCCAUGAAUGGUAACUUGAAUUCGAACAUCAAUGGCAGUAUGAAUGGUAUCUCCAACAAUAAUAUCCAAGAUGUGCCUACUCCAUACAUAAAUACACCCAAUUCAGUACACUCUAUUGGAACUCCAGCACCCAUGAAUAGCAAUCCUCAGUAUGAGUAUCACAACUCGCAGUCGCCGGAAUCUGUAGUAUCUCACACACAGCACAACACUCCCAUGUCCACGAAGUCACCUAUUAGUUACUCACAAAUAUUGCAGGCACAAGUGGCGAACCAAAACUCGCAAGCCCGUACUUUUAUGCAAAAGACUGAUAUGCCCACUUCUAACGACCAUAUGGUACCACAAUUUGAACAAUUCACUAGAAACUCCACACCUGUAAAUGCAGUUGAAGACUAUGACGAUGAAUACUGUUUGGAUGUGGACCAGUUGAACACAGCUUCCUUGAAAAACUACAACGAAGUAGUCGACUUCCUCAAGAACCAGACCCCAUCUACUUUUCUUCAACAGCAGCAGUUCCAACAACCUGCCAAUGACACGCAUCCAUCUGCACAGCUGGCUCAUUUCCUUCAAGAGUACCAAGAGUUACCUCCACAGCCUCAAGUGCAAUACCAACAACAAUACCAACCUUCUCCUAUGCAGCAACAAUAUGCUCACACGUCGUUUAAUCAGGGCAUGUACCAAGCUUAAGUUAAGGUUCGUAUCCUACAUUCCAUCCAUCAUGAGCGACGUUAAUUAUUCUAUUCACCUUCUAUAUUUGGGUAAUCUAUGGGUUCAUUUCAAUAGCGAUCAUCACAGAUGAUAUUCAGUGAAGUCUGUCUUUUUUGUAUAAUACUACGGUUUUAGGUAUUACAAAUAUAUUUUCAAUACAGAGAUUUCGU